AUGGAGCCCUUGGCGAAGAGGGCCAAGCUAGGAGACGAUGGUGGCAUUGAGCUGCAUGAGGUCCAGUGCCACGGGGACGUGAAGGAUUUACUUAGGUGGAUGGGGCAUGGUGGCCUAAUCCACGUGACGCUGGCGAUGAGCCAAGACAUCGGCUUUAAUUGGCAAAGCUUGCAUCCGAAGAUUGCGGUCCAGCUAUUCUUUCUGAGAUAUUGUGGCCUCAAGAUGGGGAUGGAGGCUCAAUAUGAGUAUAUUUGCGACACGGUGGCAUGGCCCGAAUCGGGAUACGUCGCAACCCUGGUCACCAGAGGAUUUUACGAUAGACGCUUCAGCUUCCGAGGAAAGGUUCGGCAGACCAUCGCAGCUGCUGAAACCUCGGUGGCUCAAGUUUUCCUCUCCCAUCCCAGCAUUAUUGAGAUCGCCUCAAGGUUGCCCCCACCACUGCCAGAUGUUCGACACCGGCUCCUGCUGACAAAGCCUCAGCGGGAAGCUUUGGCAGCAGCAGGCUUGAGCUGGGAGGCAGUACAGGAGGACAUGGUGCAGAAGGUGUACUUUGGAUUCCAGUCCAUGGGCUGCCGCAGCCAACUUUGGGAUGCAAGCGCCGCUUAA
Symbiodinium necroappetens is the source of this 606-nucleotide messenger RNA. The record is from the annotation of a GenBank genome assembly. Lineage: Eukaryota; Dinophyceae; Suessiales; Symbiodiniaceae.